This is a messenger RNA of Musa acuminata AAA Group (dessert banana), 1625 nucleotides long. RefSeq names its product alpha-galactosidase 1-like. Gene Ontology annotation, molecular function: hydrolase activity, hydrolyzing O-glycosyl compounds. Bases 6 to 1226 code for a protein of 406 amino acids. The transcript has 15 exons. Gene Ontology annotation, cellular component: plant-type cell wall. NCBI's taxonomy places the organism in Eukaryota, Viridiplantae, Streptophyta, Magnoliopsida, Zingiberales, Musaceae. Gene Ontology annotation, biological process: carbohydrate metabolic process. The record is from RefSeq and is a predicted model, not a curated record.
AUAAGAUGGAGAAGCAAAUUGGUUUGGUGAUGUUCGCGGUGGUGAUGUUGUGUAGCCAAUGUUUGAUUGGCGUCGAAGCAAGACCGGUCGUCGAGCGUCGGAAUUUGCUUGCGAAUGGGCUUGGGAUGACUCCUCCCAUGGGUUGGAACACUUGGAAUCACUUUUAUUGUGAUAUCAACGAGACUAUAAUUAGAGAAUCAGCGGAUGCAUUGGUGUCCACCGGGCUUGCUAAACUUGGAUAUCGAUAUGUCAACAUAGAUGAUUGUUGGGCUGAGCAUGAUCGUGAUUCAACGGGUUAUAUGGUGCCAAAAAGGUUGACAUUUUCAUCAGGAAUCAAAGCUCUAGCGGAUCACGGCAAGGGGCUUAAACUUGGUAUUUACUCGGAUGCAGGGCACCGAACAUGUAGCCAGACGAUGCCAGGUUCGCUUGGUCAUGAGCAGAAAGAUGCUGAAACUUUUGCUUCAUGGGGCAUUGAUUACCUCAAGUACGACAACUGUAACAACGAUGAUUUGAAACCGAUGAAGCGGUAUCCUGAGAUGACCCGAGCUCUGAUGAGAACAGGCAGACCAAUUUUCCUUUCUCUGUGUGAAUGGGGAGACAUGCACCCGGCUCUUUGGGCUAACAAGUUGGGGAAUAGCUGGAGAACAACUUUCGACAUAAAUGAUUCAUGGGAAAGUAUGGUUUCGAGGGCAGAUCAGAAUGAAGUUUAUGCUGAGCAUGCAAGGCCCGGCGGCUGGAAUGAUCCAGACAUGCUCGAAGUUGGAAAUGGUGGUAUGAGUAACGAUGAGUACAUCGUGCACUUCAGCCUCUGGGCCGCUUCCAAGGCUCCUCUUAUUAUCGGGUGUGAUGUAAGGAGCAUGACCAAGGAAACCUUGGCUAUCCUUGGCAACGAGGAAGUGAUUGCUGUAAACCAAGAUCCUCUCGGUGUUCAAGCUAAGAAGGUGCGAAUGUAUGGAGAUUCCGAGGUUUGGGCAGGACCUCUUUCUGGAUACAGAACUGUAGUCGUUCUGUUGAACCGUUCCCCUGAAUUCAGAACCAUCACAGCUCAAUGGGAUGACAUCGGUCUUCCACCAAACACGGUUGUGGAAGUCAGAGAUCUUUGGAAGCAUGCGACACUGGAGAAGAGGUUCGUGAACGAACUGAGAGUCGGCGUGCAUCACCAUGCCUGCAAGAUGUUCCUGUUGACGCCUCUUACACUAUCAGAAGAGGAUGAACCGAAAGUCUAGUCACUACUCGUAGGAUGAAUAAAUGUAUGUACAAAUUCGAUGCACAAAUUCGAUGCUUGAAUUUGCUGGUAUUUUAAUGAAGUAGAAGGUUCGUAGGAUAAUAAAUUCAUGUACAAAUUUGAUGUUUGAAUUUGUUGGUAUUUUAAUGAAAUUGAGAACUUUUUUUAUUCAUGACUUUUCCCUCAAGAAAUCACAUAUUGUGACAUUUCUUUUCAUGUGCGUGAGCUACGGUUCUGAUCGGGGAUCAACUUUAACGUUCGAAGAUCACACGACGAGCGAGUUGUGAGGAUUCCAUCCCAUCCUCGCAUUGUCGCGACAACCCCCAUCUUCUAUCUGCAACAAAACGCUAGGGUUUGGGCUUCCGAGAAGUCAUCCCAUCAUCAUAGUGUGGUCACCGUA